Molecule: messenger RNA, 8975 nt
Organism: Vicugna pacos (alpaca)
Lineage: Eukaryota; Metazoa; Chordata; Mammalia; Artiodactyla; Camelidae
Gene: PAPPA
Product: pappalysin 1
Biological process (GO): proteolysis; cell surface receptor signaling pathway
Molecular function (GO): metalloendopeptidase activity
Source: RefSeq, a predicted model, not a curated record
UUCAGCGGGCGAGGCGAGCAGCUGCGCCUGCGGGCCGACCUCGAGCUGCCCCGGGACGCGUUCACGCUGCAAGUGUGGCUGCGAGCGGAGGGGGGACAGAAGUCUCCGGCGGUGAUCACAGGGCUAUAUGACAAAUGUUCUUAUGCCUCACGUGACCGAGGAUGGGUCGUGGGCAUUCACACCGUCAGUGACCAAGGCAACAGAGACCCACGCUACUUUUUCUCCUUGAAGACAGACCGGGCCCGGCAAGUGACCACCAUCAAUGCCCACCACAGCUACCUUCCAGGCCAGUGGGUCUACCUGGCUGCCACCUACGAUGGACGUCUGAUGAAGCUCUAUGUGAAUGGUGCCCAGGUGGCAACCUCUGGGGAGCAGGUGGGUGGCAUUUUCAGCCCACUGACGGAGAAGUGUAAAGUCCUCAUGCUGGGAGGCAGCACCCUGAAUCACAACUACCGGGGCUAUAUGGAGCGCUUCAGCCUAUGGAAGGUGGCCAGGACGCAGCGGGAGGUCCUGAUGGACAUGGAAACCCACGGCCUGCACACUCCUCUACCUCAGCUCCUCCUCCAGGAGAACUGGGAGGAUGUGAAGCGCGCCUGGUCCCCCAUGAAGAACGGGAGCAGCCCCCGCGUGGAGCUCAGCGGCGCCCCCGGCUUCCUGCUGGACACGAGUUUGGAGCCUCCGCUGUGCGGGCAGACGUUGUGUGACAACGCCAAGGUCAUCGCCAGCUACAACCAGCUCCCGCGGUUCCGCAGGCCCAAGGCGGUGCGCUACCGCGUGGUCAACCUCCGUGACGACGGCGGCGAGAACCCCACCGUCAGCCGCCAGCAGAUCGACUUCCAGCACCGGCAGCUGGCCGAGGCCUUCAAGCACUACAACAUCUCCUGGGAGCUGGAGGUGCUCGAGGUGAGCAACUCGUCCCUGCGCCACCGCCUCAUCCUGGCCAACUGCGACAUCAGCAAGAUCGGGGACGAGAACUGCGACCCGGAGUGCAACCACACGCUAACCGGCCACGACGGCGGGGACUGCCGCCACCUGCGCUACCCCGCCUUCAUGAAGAAGCAGCAGAACGGGGUGUGCGACCUGGACUGCAAUUACGAGCGGUUCAACUUCGACGGCGGGGAGUGCUGCGACCCCGACAUCACUGACGUCACCAAGACCUGCUUCGAUCCCGACUCUCCGCACAGAGCAUACUUGGAUGUUAAUGAGCUGAAGAACAUUCUUAGAUUGGAUGGAUCAACACACCUCAAUAUCUUCUUUGCAAACUCUUCGGAGGAGGAAUUGGCGGGAGUAGCAACUUGGCCGUGGGACAAGGAGGCCCUAAUGCACUUAGGUGGCAUCGUUUUGAAUCCCUCUUUCUACGGCACUCCUGGGCACACCCACACCAUGAUCCACGAGAUUGGGCACAGCCUGGGCCUCUACCACAUCUUCCGAGGCAUCUCGGAAAUCCAGUCUUGCAGUGACCCCUGCAUGGAGACAGAGCCCUCCUUUGAGACUGGAGACCUCUGCAGCGACACCAACCCAGCCCCAAAACACAAGUUCUGUGGCGACCCGGGGCCAGGGAACGACACCUGCGGCUUUAAUAGCUUCUUCAACACUCCUUUCAACAACUUCAUGAGCUACGCAGAUGACGACUGCACGGACUCCUUCACGCCCAAUCAAGUCGCCAGAAUGCACUGUUACCUGGACCUGGUGUACCAGAGCUGGCAGCCCUCCAGGAAGCCGGCGCCUGUCGCCCUCGCCCCCCAGAUCAUGGGCCACACGACCGACUCCGUGACGCUGGAGUGGUUCCCACCCAUCGAUGGCCACUUCUUUGAAAGAGAAUUGGGAUCAGCAUGUGACCUUUGCCUGGAGGGGAGAAUCCUGGUGCAGUUUGCCUUCAAUGCCUCCUCCCCGAUGCCCUGUGGCCCAUCGGGACACUGGAGUCCUCGCGAAGCAGAAGGUCAUCCAGAUGUCGAACAGCCCUGUAAGUCCAGCGUCCGCACCUGGAGCCCAAAUUCAGCUGUCAACCCACACACAGUGCCCCCAGCCUGCCCUGAGCCUCAAGGCUGCUACCUUGAACUGGAAUUCCGCUACCCCUUGGUCCCUGAGUCUUUGACCAUCUGGGUGACCUUUGUCUCCACUGACUGGGACUCUAGUGGAGCUGUCAAUGACAUCAAAUUGUUGACUGUCAGUGGGAAGAACAUCUCCCUGGGCCCUCAGAACGUCUUCUGCGACGUCCCACUGACCAUCAGACUGCGGGAUGUGGGUGAGGAAGUGUAUGGCCUCCAGAUCUACACGUUGGAUGAGCACCUGGAGAUCGAUGCUGCCAUGUUGACCUCCGUUGCAGACAGCCCGCUCUGCCUGGCGUGUAAGCCCCUGCAGUACAAGGUGGUUCGGGAUCCUCCUCUCCAGGCAGAUGUGGCCUCCAUCCUACACUUCAGUAGAAGAUUCACAGACAUGGAUCUAAACCUUGGCAGUGUGUACCAGUACUGGGUCAUCACUAUUUCAGGAAAUGAGGAGAGUGAGCCAUCACCGGCUGCCGUUUACAUCCAUGGAAGCGGGUACUGCGGCGAUGGCAUCAUCCAGAAAAGCCAAGGCGAAGAAUGCGAUGACAUGAAUAAGGUCAGUGGGGACGGCUGCUCCCUUUUCUGCCGACGGGAAGUGUCCUUCAAUUGCAUCGAUGAACCCAGCCGGUGCUAUUUCCAUGAUGGUGAUGGGGUAUGUGAGGAGUUUGAGCAAAAAACCAGCAUCAAGGACUGUGGUGUCUACACGCCCCAGGGGUUCCUGGAUCAGUGGGCAUCCAAUGCUUCCGUAUCGCAUCAAGACCCGCAGUGCCCAGGCUGGGUCAUCAUCGGCCAACCAGCAGCAUCCCAGGUGUGUCGAACCAAGGUGAUAGAUCUCAGCGAAGGCAUCUCCCAGCACGCCUGGUACCCCUGUACCAUCAGCUACCCAUACUCCCAGCUGGCUCAGACCACUUUCUGGCUCCGGGUUUACUUUUCUCAGCCGAUGGUUGCUGCCGCUGUCAUUGUCCACCUGGUGACCGAUGGGACCUAUUACGGGGACCAAAAACAGGAAACCAUCAGCGUCCAGCUGUUUGAUACCAAAGACCAGAGCCACGAUCUAGGCCUCCAUGUCCUGAGCUGCAGGAACAAUCCCCUGAUUAUCCCUGUGGUCCAUGACCUCAGCCAGCCCUUCUACCACAGCCAGGCGGUCCGUGUGAGCUUCAGUUCACCCUUGGUCGCCAUCUCGGGGGUGGCCCUCCGCUCCUUCGACAACUUUGACCCCGUCACCCUGAGCAGCUGCCAGAGAGGGGAGACCUACAGCUCUGCCGAGCAGAGCUGUGUGCACUUUGCAUGUGAGGCCACUGACUGCCCGAAGCUGGCCGUGGAGAAUGCUUCUCUCAACUGCUCCAGCAGUGACCACUACCACGGCGCCCAGUGCACUGUGCGCUGCCGGACAGGCUACGUGCUCCAGAUACAGCGGGAUGACGAGCUGAUCAAGAGCCAGACAGGACCCAGUGUCACAGUCACCUGCACGGAGGGCAAGUGGAACAAGCAGGUGGCAUGUGAGCCGGUGGACUGUGGCGUCCCGGACCAGCACCACGUCUACGCUGCCUCGUUCUCCUGCCUCGAGGGCACCACCUUUGGCAGCAAAUGCUCGUUCCAGUGCCGUCACCCAGCGCAGUUGAAAGGCAACAACAGCCUCCUGACCUGUAUGGAGGACGGGCUGUGGUCCUUCCCGGAGGCCCUGUGCGAGCUCAUGUGCCUGGCUCCACCCCCGGUGCCCAAUGCGGACCUCCAGACGGCCCGGUGCCGCGAGAACAAGCACAAGGUGGGCUCUUUCUGCAAGUACAAGUGCAAACCUGGAUACCACGUGCCCGGCUCCUCCCGGAAGUCAAAGAAACGAGCCUUCAAGACCCAGUGUACCCAAGAUGGCAGCUGGCAGGAGGGAGCUUGCGUUCCCGUGACGUGUGACCCUCCCCCCGCCAAAUUCCACGGGCUCUACCAGUGCACCGACGGCUUCCGGUUCAACAGCGAGUGUCGGAUCAAGUGUGAAGACAGCGAUGCCGCCCAGGGUCCCGGGAGCAACGUCAUCCACUGUCGGAAGGACGGCACCUGGAACGGGUCCUUCCACAUCUGCCAGGAGAUGCAAGGCCAGUGCUCGGCCCCGGGCCAGCUCAACAGCAACCUCAAGCUGCAGUGCCCCGAAGGCUACGCCAUAGGGUCGGAAUGUGCCACCUCGUGCCUGGACCACAACAGCGAGUCCAUCAUCCUGCCAGUGAACAUGACCGUACGUGACAUCCCCCACUGGCUGAACCCCACACGAGUGGAGAGAGUCGUCUGCACGGCUGGUCUCAAGUGGUAUCCUCAUCCAGCGCUGAUCCACUGUAUCAAAGGCUGUGAGCCCUUCAUGGGAGACAAUUACUGUGAUGCCAUCAACAACCGAGCCUUCUGCAACUACGAUGGUGGGGAUUGCUGCGCGUCUUCGGUGAAGACCAAAAAGGUCACCCCCUUCCCUAUGUCUUGUGACAUACAAGGUGACUGUGCUUGUCGGGACCCGCAGGCCCAAGAACACAGCCGGAAAGACCUCCGGGGAUACAGCCAUGGCUAAGGAAGGACAAGGAGUUGUCAAAGAAUUCCCAGCGCCAGGACCCGCAUCCCUUUGGUAUUGAUUUCACAGUCAGCUGCUCAACGGAAUGGCCUCUCCACACCAGGGACCCUUAGCACCCGACCGGUCUGCCUUUAAUUUCACCCAGGAAGGACUUGCAGUGGGCGGGGGGGGGGGCGUGAACCACGUCUCGUCAUGUUGAAUGUUGCAAUGGAAUCCCAUCCCAAAGUCUUAGAUGGACUGCAUAUACAGUGUGCAGUCCCUGAGCCUCCUAAAAAUUCUAACCAUUUGUCGUAUGACCAUGGCAAGAAACAUGUUCUGUAUCUAGGAGUGGGAGUGUGCCCACCCGUGGUUGGUCCACAUGCAUGCGUAUGCACCCAUGCAAACAUCCGUGUGAGGGCGAUUUUGGAGACUGAGUAGAGAGAGACUGGGACAGACUCAGCCUUUCCUUUCCCAAGCUCACAGCCAACACUGUCCCUGGGAGAAAGAGAGUUGUAGGAGCUGCUAAGACCAAGUGUUGAAAUGCCAAGAAAGCUCACACCCUGAGGCCUGGAAUAUGUAAGACACGCACAAGUGUGUAGUCCUUUGGGAUAGGAAGUAAAAGGGCCUUGAUCACCUACCUUCUAGGGAAGCAGGACCAGGAAGAGGUAAAGGAUGCAAGGUGUGCAGAGCCCCCAAGUUCCUCCGCUGCCAUGGGGGACUCUACCCCAGCUCCAGGGUGAGAGGCCAAGCUGGAAAUGGCUUAGGGUUACAGUGUCAAGGUAUUAUAACAGCCCCCUGCUUGAGGCCUGAGGCCGUACUAUCCCUCCCACUCCCCAAAUCUUGCCUUGGGACCACAUUUGCUGCUGCUCUUCUGGCUGCUCUCUCCUCCACUGUAAGUACCCCGAGACGGUAGGACUCCGUUAGGGAAAACCCCACACAACCAAACAGUCUGCCUUAACAGUGACCCACACUCUUCCACAGCCCCCUACUCCUUGGCCCUUCUGCAAGAGAAUACCCCUCCUUGGCCCACACGGUGAGAAGUGAAGUGCCCUGUGGCUGGGCUACUCAUCCUGGAAGGGAACUGAGGGACUUAAGAUGCUGGAAUCCUCACUGAGAGUCCGGAAUGUCCAAGCCAGUGUUAGAUUUUAUAACCACAUGGAACAGUGUUAAGUUUCUAUGAUGUUGGAGCCAUCUAGAGACUGCUGGAAUUGUCGGAACUUUGAGUUACCAUCCUUUUCUGAGCCUUCCUGCCCCUCCAGGCUAGAGCACACUUUGGUUCUGAGCACCUCUCUGUUGCCCUGAUUAGCUAUGAUUUGAAACAGAGAAUCAGUCGUCUUGGAUGUGAUCUAUCUGGACUGUGUCCUAGAGGGCCAUCGGGGGAAGCUGAAGAGUUCACAGCCUUGCUCCCCAACAACCCAGUAUGUUUUGCACUUAGCCUUCCAUCUACCAGUCCUCCCACCCACACCUGUGGAAGGGUGACCCCUCCCUUCCUCCCAUGUUCAGCCUCCAAAAGUUAAGAGGAAAUUAGUCAAACGCAUGUAGAAGCCCCCACCUCUUUGGGGUCGUCUUUGCCUCUUUUCAGCCAGUUACCUGUCCACUCCUUUUGAAUUUCACAUGGGAAGAGAUUAAUUAAUACAGAAUGAGGUAGAGAGAAUGACAGGAUUUCUGAGACCUGAAACGGAGGAAGUGAGGUGAUGGGAGGGUCUAAACUAGAUGUGUCACACAAAGAGUGCUACAAAUCGAGUCAUCUCUAGUCCGGUGAAGACAACCCACAAAAACAAAGCUUAGCAUAGAAAUGGGAAGUACCAGGUACGUGUGCUGACGCUCCUUACCCCUGCAUCCCCCAGCCUUUUUCCUCUGGGGACCAAAAAUAACUCCAGAAACCUUCUUUCUGUAUCAGUCCCAACAGCAACUACCUGCUGAUCAGGAACGUUUGAGGAGACAUCUUGUUGGCCAUCUGUGGUCUGUUAUCUUAAGAAACAGAUCAAGGUGCUUCUCACACAGGUGCCCACAAAUAAGGAUGCCAUGGCCUGGACCACAGUGCAGACUCUGCGCCUGGGUUCCGGAAUGGAGAGACUACCAGGCUCCCCGCUCUUAAGGCCUGGCUCAAAUCCUUUAGGGUUCCUUCUUACAAACUCAUAUCUCAUUUAUAUUCAAGGCCUGUUUUCCCCCCCGCUAUAAUUACCAAAGCCAAUCCUUGGCAAAAUAAUAACAACAAUGUAAGAACUGAUCCCAUUUUUCACCCCCCCUCCAGCAUCUUAGAACCCUUGCCAACUCGGAAAGUCCCUCUCUUGCACUAGCUGAGUUACCAACCUGUGUGGUGUUAGCCAGGAAGGAACAAACCAAGAAAGGUACAGGAGUCAGCCUCCCAGGCGCUUCCUGACGCCAGGAAGCAGCACAAAAAGCCUUGGAGACCCGAGGACAACAGCACCAGUGAUGGGGUUGCAGAAGCCAUGGGAGAGCCUCUCCAGCUUCCCCUAGAUCAGCUCCCACCCUCUUUCCCUCUUUACUGGCACCCUUGUCUGUCCCCACACACUCAUCAGCUGAGCAAAGCUUCCUGGAGGCUGACUUCUACCUUCAGACGCUCAGACUGAGUUGAGCCCUUCCGAGCAAAGAUCCCCCCAGUCGCCUUCUUACCAGCAUUCAAACCUGUUACUCACAAAUUCAUACUUGCCGAGGCUGUGAGGCACGGCAGGCUACCUGGCUGAUGGCCAACCUCGCGCCUCCCCGGAAGGUGUCCGUGACAGGCCCCUCUCAAACCUCAGUGGAGGACAGUCAGCUCGAGCCGUGCCACACCCUGAGUCUCGGUUUCAUGUCUUCCUGGGGAUGAACUCAUUGCCUCAUCCCUUCGGUCACCUCCCGUCCGGGACAGUGGCGUGCUCACAGGGAGGCAGCUCUGAAGCGCUGUUGUCUGCCAGCAGCUCAGGGGCCCUAAAGCACUUGGAGGUUCUGAAGACGUAUUAGCUUCUUCAGAACUUUCUUCAGAACUUGGAGGUUCUGAAGAAGGAUUAGCCUGUAAGCAGCAAGAAAGAAAAGAUGAGGUGGACAGUUCUCCAAGCCUUCUCUUAGGAAGACUUUCCAAAUCACAGCCCUCCUGGCUGCCAGAGGACUUGCGUUACCCCCAGGUUCCAUGCCAACCACCCUUAAGGGACGACAGUCCUUGGGAAGUCCACUCUGGUGGCUGAAUGGGGGUGUGUCGACAGGGAGAAAACAGCGGUUGUAAAUUGUAGGGCUCUGAAGAUGGAGAGGAUCAGCUGCUCCUCUGGGCUUCGGCAUGAGGAGUCACUGCCUAGACAGCGCUCCUGGUCCUUCCCACCUUGGCCAAUGCUUAUGUGCUAUUUGUUGAAAAUAAUCCUUUGAGACAGAUUUCAGCUACCUCCCUUCCAGGUUUGAUUUAACUUGGUUGUAACUGUCAGUUUGUUAUAGGUCUUACCUGUGUUUAAAAAAGAAUGGAAGGAAGGAGAGCAGGAAGGAAAGGAGGGAGGGAAGAGAGAAAGGAAACCACAAAUGAACAGUUUAGAGGUUUUGUGUUUUUUUCUGGAACUACUUCGAGUAGGAAAAUAAAAAGAAUGAAUUGAUGGUGUCAAAACUGUACAGAGAGAGAUUGAUAGAAGACAAGGAGAUUAAAAGUAAAUAAAAAUGCAUGAUUAAAAAAUGAGAAUUUUAAAACCCUAUUUUUGUGCUUCCUAAAGGAAAUGUUUAUUCUGCAGACUGAGUAUGUAGACAUGAGCAUAAAGGUUUUCUGGGCAGGAGACAGCGUGGGGUUUUAUAUCGCUGUCUCUUAUUGUCCGUACAUUGUGGCAGGUCCGGGCACUAAGGCAUCUCCCCCAUGAAUAUGCAGUUGUCGUUCGUGGGGGAGCAUUGUGUCUGUUAGUUUGGUGGCAGUCGGUGAUAGCAGGGCGUGGGGAGGGCUGGAAAUUGGUCUUACCAAACAUUAAGGGGACAUACUGUGUCAUGCGUUUCACAUGAUAAAAUGUUUGUAUUUACCAGUAGAGCACUGGGCUUUCUAAAGUCUGCACUUAGAAUCACUGCACAGUCCACUUUCCUAAAAAGCUGCUACAUGACCAGACAGGUACUUCCCAUGGUUUUUUGAGAAACAAAACAAACCAAGAAAACAAUAAACAUAAAAACUAAAUAGCAAAGAAAUAAAAGCUUAUUCUUGUAAUUCGCUCGAGGUUUGCCAAAUUCCUACCCACUGUUUGAUCUUUAAAAAGAAACGUGUAACAGCCAAGAGAGGAAUUCGGUCCCUAGAGUAAGAACAUAGAAUUCUUGACUCCAGGCAGCAGUUUGCUCAGUGAUCUUGAACAAGUCACCAUCUUGCCUCUCCAUCUGCCUCAGUUUCUCCAGCUGCAAACUGGGGACACUACUACUUACCUACCUCACAGUGGGAGGGCAGGGGAUUGUGA